Messenger RNA from Drosophila miranda, 1813 nucleotides. RefSeq lists its product as uncharacterized. The record is from RefSeq and is a predicted model, not a curated record. Bases 1076 to 1513 code for a protein of 145 amino acids. Lineage: Eukaryota; Metazoa; Arthropoda; Insecta; Diptera; Drosophilidae. The transcript has a single exon.
UUAAUUUAACGCGCUUUGCAUGUAAUAGAAAAAGCAUUGCAUAUCAGCACGGGGAAGGCAGGACAUGGAUAUGCGAACACGGCACCGCAGGUGGGCUUGGCUGGGACUGGGACUGGGGACUGGAACGCAUUCCGGGGAAAAUGGGAGGGUUCUGGACGGGGAUAUUGCAAGCACUAAAUCGACUGAAAGAUACCCAAUAAGCACAAGAUAUAAAAUAUUCAUUAUAUAUAUUGCCAGAACAAGUAUUCGAAUGUUUGUAAACGAUUAAAUUUGAAUUGGAAUGAAUGGAAACCCUAAUUAAAACGAAAGGUUUGAAGGGUUUUUUAUUGUGAAAUAAACCCUAAAUGGAUCCACGAAUACCUAACUAAGCUUCAAAUAUCCCCAAUCGGUGUCCAGUACAGGGUAUCCAAAUUAUAAAACAAAGUGAAGGCAGCGCUUCAUGCUUCGUGUUCUCAUAAUUAAGGACAUGGGCCAACGCAACGCACUAAUGGAAAAUACAAAGAUACUAGCAAAAACAGUAACAAGAAAAUGAAAAGUGAAAAUGAAAAAUGGAAAUUUUUACAUGGUGAAUGCGACAUGCGAUAUUUUUUUUGGGCCAGCGCUGUUGACACUUUUUGGGGCUGCGGCAGACAUAAUUACACAAAGGUAGGCUACGGCGACCCUGAAAGCAGGAAGUUGGCUUUUGUGUCACCCAACACGGGUACGAACAUGUGAGCGCUGUGACUGUGACAGCAACAAGAAACAGUUGAAAGUGCCGCGUGUCCUGUCCAGCGUCAUCCUCAUUGGAGCAGACACACCACACCACACCACACACUACAUCCAUGGGGCACACGGGUAUGCGAAUACGGGGUUCAACACAUCCAUUGACACUUAUCGCGUGGGUGGCGCGUUUAAUUCACAUUUUAUUUCAGUGCCCGUUGGCUGCGCGCGUAAUUGUUGCUUCCACGAGCUGUACAGGAGGCCAGGAGGCCAUGCCAGGAUAUAGUCUGUUCGCGUUGGCGCUGCACGGCGGUUGUGUGCGCGGUGAAUCGCGCAUUCUGUGGGUACUCUCGCCUUCCUGGUUUAGUAGUUGGUCAUGCAGAACGAGGCCACCGAGAAUGUGGAGCCGCAGCCAUCCACAGCCACAGCAGGAGCAGGAGCCACACCAGUGGCAACGACCGACUUCAUGCAGAGCCCACCGGCCGCAGCCCCACGGCGACCCAAGCCCGGAAUCCUUCGUCUGGAUAUCGGCAAGCCGCGACGCUCAUCAGGUGGUUCUGUCGAUUUCCGCUGCGUGGGCAGCAGUGGCAGCGGCAGUGGCAGCAACAUCGCCACUGGCGCCAACAGUGAGGUAAGUGAGCAUGAUUUACUGCCCGCUGGGGAGUGCUUACGAUUUGGCCAGGCCAACGACAUGUGCAGCGGCAGUAACCAUGGCAAUUGGGAAGAGAAUAGAGCACCUACAUCAGCCAUGGCAGCAAUGGCAAUGGCAGCAACGACAACGGCAGCAAAUGCCAAUAGCUAUAAACGCCAAUAGCUCUUAAACGGUGGAUGACUCUGGUCAAGCAAUGCUGCAAGUCGACCCAAGGUGGCGGUUAAAAUCAUUUUUUAUGUGUCCCACCAUUUAUUCAGAGGGUGUUAAGCGCACACUCAAGCCAUAUCGAACAUGGGAUGCUCUUGCUCUUUUUUAAAACGUGUUUAAUUCAGCAAAGAGGAACGCUAUAGCUGUAGAAUCGACAAUCUCAUAAUGUGGAAACCAUUUGGAUUGGAAUUUUGAUUAUAAAUGUAUGUGCUACAAUUUCUGUAGAAAAAGGCAUUUGAAACACUGAUAUCCAAA